Ipomoea nil (Japanese morning glory) is the source of this 1560-nucleotide messenger RNA. RefSeq names its product fasciclin-like arabinogalactan protein 2. The transcript has 2 exons. The record is from RefSeq and is a predicted model, not a curated record. NCBI's taxonomy places the organism in Eukaryota, Viridiplantae, Streptophyta, Magnoliopsida, Solanales, Convolvulaceae. The coding region runs from base 159 to 1328 and encodes 389 amino acids. Gene Ontology annotation, cellular component: plasma membrane.
AUGAUUAAUUACCAUUACAAAAUUAAAUGAUUAAUAUUGAUUUAUUUAAAAAGACAGGUGAACAGAAAAUCCAAUUUAUAAACCCUACAGUCCUACAAUUUUUGUGACAAUAAACUCCAAGAGAAAAGGAAACCUUUGUUCUCUUUGUCGCCGGAGAAAUGAAGUUUUCGGCGACGGCGGCGGUGGUUUUAUCACUAUAUGUGUACGUCAUCUUACUCUUCUCCACGGCGUAUGGCUUCAAUAUCACCCAAAUUCUGGCCAAACACGACGACUUCUCCACCUUCAACCGCUACCUGACUCUGACGCAUCUGGCGGCGGAGAUCAACCGCCGGCAGACCAUCACGGUGCUGGUGCUGAACAACGCCGCCAUGAACGACAUCCUCGACAAGCACUACUCCCUCUACACCAUCAAGAACAUCCUCUCCUACCACGUCCUCGCCGAUUACUUCGGCACCAAGAAGCUCCACCACCUUAACAAAGGCACCACCCUCACCGCCACCAUGUUCCAAGCCACCGGCGACGCUCCCGGAACCUCCGGCUACGUCAACAUGACCGCCCUCAAGGGCGGCAAGGUCGGCUUCGCCCCGGAAGACAACACCGGCCGCUUCGACUCAACUUUCGUGAAAUCCGUUCUGGAAAAGCCGUACAAAAUCUCCGUCAUUCAAAUCAGCCACCACCUCUCCUCCUCCUACGCCGAGGCUCCGGCGUCCGGCCCCACCGACGUAAACAUUACCACGUUAAUGGCUAAACAAGGCUGCAAAGCGUUCGCCGACUUGUUGGACAGCACGGGGGCUGACGCAACUUUCGCGUUAAACGUCGAGACCGGUUUAACCGUGUUUUGUCCCACCGACAAGGUAAUCCAAGGUUUCAUGCCGAAGUACAAGAAUCUGAGCAAAGACGGGAAAAUGUCACUUCUAUUGUACCACGGCGUGCCGGCGUACCAGAAUCUAGGGAUGUUUAGGUCCAAUGGUAACGGCGUUCUGAACACUCUAGCCACCGGCGGAUCCAACAAGUACGAUUUCACGGUGCAAAACAGCGGGGAAGACGUGACGUUGGAGACCGAAGUGGUAACGGCGAAGAUCACCGGAACCAUGUACGAUGAGGAGCCGCUGUCGGUUUUCAAGGUGGAUAAGGUUUUGUUGCCACGAGAGUUGUUUAAGGCCGCCGGCAAAUCCGGUAGUGAGUCAUCCGGCGGUGCGCCGGGACCUAACUCGGACGACGACGGGGUUCCGUCGGACCAGGCCGCCGGUCACCGCAACGGUGGCGUGAGGAGAAGUGGCGCGUGGUUGGUGGCAUUGAUUUUGACGUUGUUGUGUGCUUGUAUUUAAUUUGUUUAAAAGAGCAUAUUAUCGCACGUUAGAUUAUCACUAUCAAUAUACCACGGAGUGCAUAUUGAAAUGAUUAUGGAUCAUACAAAAACACAGAGAGGGGGAGAUUUGAGUGGAAUUUUUUUUUUUUUGUUUUUGAAAAUGAUUUGAGUGGAAUUAAUAGUGGUUUGUUUGUUAUUUAUGCUCAAGACAAUAAUUGCACCUUAUUAAUUUCUUGUUGAAUUUGUAAUUA